Messenger RNA from Lycium ferocissimum, 1137 nucleotides. Its product is annotated as ATP-dependent RNA helicase eIF4A-like. NCBI's taxonomy places the organism in Eukaryota, Viridiplantae, Streptophyta, Magnoliopsida, Solanales, Solanaceae. The coding region runs from base 298 to 882 and encodes 194 amino acids. The transcript has a single exon. Gene Ontology annotation, molecular function: RNA helicase activity. The record is from RefSeq and is a predicted model, not a curated record.
AAAAUUAAAAUCCUAAGGGAUUGCUUUAUUGACCUAAUAGUCGAGAUAGUUAUUUCCAUAACCAAUUUUGAGUAGGAAUUGUAGGCUUUUCUUGGACGCACUCCCACUCUAUGAAUAAAGAUUCUUUCUUUGUUCUUAAUUACCCUUAAUAAUAUUGAGAGUGCUAAUAUUGUGUUCCUGAACUCCAUCCGACGAGUUUUUGGGGGCAAAAGCUGCAGUCUUUAAAAACCAUAAUCAUCAACAAGAAUUCCCGUUUUCUCAAAUCUUCAAAUUUUCCUUUGAACGCACUUCAUAGUCAUGGCAGGCUCGGGUUCUAAGUUUGAUGCUCGUCAAUUCGAUGCGAAGAUGACAGAGCUGAUUGGUACUGAAAAAGAGGAAUUCGUCACGUCCUAUGAUGAGGUUGACGAGAGUUUUGAUGCCAUGGGUUCGCCAAAAGACCUUUUGAGGGGCAUCUAUGCUUAUGGUUUUGGGAAGCCAUAUGCUAUUCAGCAAAGGGGCAGUGUUCCCUUUACCAAGGGCCUUGACGUUAUCCAGCAGGCACAAUCAGGAACUGGAAAGAUGGCAACUUUCUGCUCUGGAAAGAAGGGGGGAAUUGGCAGCAACUCAACAAUUUCAAGCUUGAUUGAGGCCCAAGAAAAGGCAGCAGCAGAGAUUCACAGGUUGCAGGCUGAAAAUGCCAUAUUGAAAAUUGAACUGAAGCAGCUUGCAGGGAAAGCAAGGGAAACAGGUCCCAGUGGUCCUUUGGAGGAGGCCAAUUCUCAGCUACAGGCUGAAAAUGACCAGCUGAAGCAAAAGGUGGAGGAACUAAAGGAACAACUGAUCCAUGAUCAGAGGACUGCAAAUGAGAGGAUGGACAAGCUCCUUAAAGCUCUGGCUCCUUAAGCUCUUCCCUAUUAAGCCCUUCAUCUCCUUAAUCCCCAUGUCCUUAAGCCUUCUCAAUCCCUUUGAAUUUCUGCCCUUUUGACUCUUGUCUCUUAAUGACGUUGGUACUUUUGGUUGUUUGAUUAUUACAUUAUGUACUGUUUAAACUACUAAGUUAUUUUGAUGUGAUCAACGUUGGGCAUCUUCUCUGUGGUUUGCAAUGUUAUAUAACUUGUUUGUCUCUAUUAUUACUUAUGAUGUGUUGCCCAGUGGCCA